Molecule: messenger RNA, 2182 nt
Organism: Xiphias gladius (swordfish)
Lineage: Eukaryota; Metazoa; Chordata; Actinopteri; Istiophoriformes; Xiphiidae
Gene: syf2
Product: SYF2 pre-mRNA-splicing factor
Exons: 7
Coding region: 55-771 (238 amino acids)
Cellular component (GO): post-mRNA release spliceosomal complex; Prp19 complex; catalytic step 2 spliceosome
Source: RefSeq, a predicted model, not a curated record
AAUAUCCGGUAUGAACGUCACACUUCCCGUCUUCUUCCUUCGUGUAGCACAACAAUGGCGUCCGGUAGAGAGGAAUCUGCGACACCCACUGAAGAGGAACCGACUGAAACUCCUGCGUCCCAGAAGAGAGAAGCGAGACUACGAAAAUUUCGAGAGUUACAUUUCAAACGGAAUGAAGCACGUAAGCUCAAUCACCAGGAGGUUGUGGAGGAGGACAAGAGACUGAAACUCCCUGCUAACUGGGAGGCUAAGAAGGCUCGACUGGAGUGGGAGCUCGCUGAAGAUCAAAAGAAAAAGGAAUGUGCUGCCAGAGGGGAGGACUAUGACAGAGUGAAACUACUGGAGAUCACUGCUGAUGAUGCAGAGCGGUGGGAGAGGAAGAAAAAGAAGAAGAACCCAGACACAGGAUUUGCAGGUUAUGCUGAGGCCCAACUCCGACAGUAUCAAAGGCUCACCAAGCAGAUCAGACCAGACUUGGAAAGCUAUGAGAGACAGCGCGAGGAAUGCGGUGAGGACUUUUACCCCACGUCCAAUAGCCUGAUUCACGGCACGCACGUCCCCACGAAGGAGGGAAUUGACCGCAUGGUGGAAGAUGUUGAGAAACAGAUCGAGAAGCGGGCCAAGUACAGCCGACGCAGGGCUUACAAUGACGACGCAGACAUUGACUACAUUAACGAGAGGAAUGCCAAGUUCAACAAGAAGGCGGAGCGUUUCUACGGCAAAUACACAGCAGAGAUCAAACAAAACUUGGAGAGAGGCACAGCCGUCUAGUGGGUCCAAUCACCUCAGUGGACAUGUUGACUGCUUCAGUUUUUUCUUCAGUUAGGACUCUUGGAUGCAACUUUUUUUUUUUUUCCUCUUCUCCCAUGUAUCUCAGUAUGACAGCGGGUUGAGUCAGAUCUGUUUUGGCACUGGUGCACCACAAACAUAGUGUGGAGCUAGAUCCUGAAAUAUGAGACUAUCUGAGUUGUAAUAAUGAUGUGUGGAAAAAGUGAGUCUGUGCCAGUUUCGGUUUGGGGGGUGGGGAGUGGGGUGUUGUGUGAACCAGGGCCUAUCCCAGCUGAAGAGAUAACCCCCAGAGUGGAAAUCCUGGUGCAAGCAGCUGAUAGGAAGCACUUCAGAAUCAUCUGAACUGGGUGACAACUGCUGCUCAGACCAUGGCAGACUGUGUAUAUAACCUUAUAUAUGUCAAACAAAUUUUCCCAUGGUUACCACAAGUAACCAUACGAAGUAUUUUGGUAAGUGGGUGUGAGAAACGGUACCCCUGGUGUCCCUCACAUGUAACUGACUGCUACCUCAAACAGUUCUGCUAUCCCGCUAUUUCUUUAAGUUUACGUCUGUGCUACAGAAGUCCCUUUCACGUUUGAUUGCCCUGGUCUUUCCCUGAGCUGUUCUAUAUUUGAGACAGUCUAAGGCUUGUGUUAGAGAUGCGACUGUAGGGCAUUAGACAAGGAUUCAGUUGCCAGGGUAUGACGCACAACAAUGCUUUGAAGACACAGUGAAUCAAGGCUGGGAGCUCCCACAUUGACAGUAUUUUCCUCUCAGUAUGUAUGUCUGCGUUAGGUUUUCCAUUGCAACUCUCCUUGCCAAAUUUAAAAGCACACUGCCAAAUUAUUGCCUGUAGCCAAUUAUUGUUAAUGGCUAAGCCGUGGAUAGUGGCCAUGCUGGUUUAUGAAAUCCUCCCUGAGCUGCUUUUAUUUGCGAUUUUCAGGAUCGAGAAGCGGGCCAAGUACAGCCGACGCAGGGCUUACAAUGACGACGCAGACAUUGACUACAUUAACGAGAGGAAUGCCAAGUUCAACAAGAAGGCGGAGCGUUUCUACGGCAAAUACACAGCAGAGAUCAAACAAAACUUGGAGAGAGGCACAGCCGUCUAGUGGGUCCAAUCACCUCAGUGGACAUGUUGACUGCUUCAGUUUUUUCUUCAGUUAGGACUCUUGGAUGCAACUUUUUUUUUUUUUCCUCUGUACGCGCUACAUACCACGAGUACAUGUUUAUAAAAUGCUAAAAUGGAAUGUGUAUUAAAAAGGCAGUUUCUCAAACAUUUUAGGUCAUGAAAGAUAAUUUAGUUAUCUGUAAGAUAUGUAAUGUGUGGUGUUUCUUUGUAUAGUAUUAGGAGUGAAAACAAAACUCAUGAGUAUUCUUAUGCUUAUUUUUUAAAUAAACCACUUCUAAUUAUCCA